Drosophila willistoni is the source of this 1727-nucleotide messenger RNA. Its product is annotated as putative polypeptide N-acetylgalactosaminyltransferase 13. The transcript has 7 exons. Gene Ontology annotation, cellular component: Golgi apparatus. Bases 27 to 1712 code for a protein of 561 amino acids. NCBI's taxonomy places the organism in Eukaryota, Metazoa, Arthropoda, Insecta, Diptera, Drosophilidae. The record is from RefSeq and is a predicted model, not a curated record.
UGGCCCGAAAUCAGUGUUUCUUUACCAUGGCCAGAAAUAUGUUGCGGCUAGAACGAAUGCAUUGUUGCACUAUUAGUAUCUUGGCCUUUGUAAUAUCACAGAUAUUGUUUGUGUGGCUAGUGAUGCGAAAUAAUCAAGUAGAUCCAUCUACAAGCAAGCUUUUGUUUCAUUACAAUUUGAUUGACAAAAUGGGAUGGCGUAAAUUUAUAGUCGGUACUCCCGAUCAUUCAAAAGAAUUUUAUCAAUACAAUGUUCAAUUAAGCGAUAAGACGAAAAUUCUACGAAAUUUGCCUGAAACAAGAGAUAAGAGCUGCGGUAGUCGGACUUAUAGUUUACCCCCCGCCUCACAGGCCAAAGUCAGCAUUGUUAUCAGCUAUCACAAUGAGGCACGUUCAAUGUUAUUGAGAACUGUGAUAUCUCUAGUUAGUCGCACGCCUGAGGACUAUUUCCAUGAGCUAAUCCUUAUCGAUGAUUUCAGUGAAGAUGUCAACUUGCUAAAAGAACUUGAACUAUUAAUGCAUGAGAUGUUUGCGGGAAGAAGGCGCAGUCCCACACUUAUAUUCCUACGCAAUUCUCAACGAAUGGGACUGAUUUGGUCACGCAAUAAGGGCGUCAGUGAGGCUAGCGGCCAUUACUUGUUCUUUCUGGACAGUCAUUGUGAGGUCAAUGAUGGCUGGCUGGAACCCCUGCUGGAUCGAUUGGCGUUGAACCCGACUCGAGCCGUUAGCCCGCUGGUGGACCCAAUUGACCCAUCGACCUUCGGCUAUCAGCAGGCGGACAAUGAGUUACUUAAGGGUGGCUUCGAUUGGAGUCUGCACUUUCACUGGGUGCCCCGUCAGCUGGCCAAGGGGGAGCUGCCUCAGCAGGCCUAUUCUAGUCCCACAUUCGCCGGUGGCAUUCUGAUGAUCUCACGUGAAUGGCUGCUCAAGUUACAGGGUUUCAAUCCACACUUGAAGAUUUGGGGUGGCGAGUCCAUUGAGCUUGCCAUUAAAUUGUGGCUUUGUGGCGGACAAAUUGAGAUCGUGCCCUGCAGUCGAAUCGGACAUAUCUAUCGCUCUCGCCAUGCCUUUCGGUUCCCGUCACUAUUCGAGGACCAAUUGGUGGCCGCCCUGAUGACACAUUUGCUCAAUUCAAAAAUCAUAGCUGAGUCUUGGCUGGAUGAGUACAAAUAUUUGUUCUAUUCGCUAAAACCAGAUGCCAUAGCAACCGUUAUGAACUACACCGACCAGGGCUACGAUGUGCUCUCCCUAAAGAAAAGACUGCAGUGCAAAACCUUCGAUUGGUAUCUGGACCAUGUAUAUAAGGAGCUUAAGCCAACAAAUGCUGACUCAAGUGCCCUGGGCACCUUGCGUAAUGGUGAUCGGUGUGUACAGGAUAUUGAUUUUUAUCCAGUACUGGUUAGCUGCUAUAUGCAAAAUAUUAGCCAUUGGGCUCUAGAUCGUCACACUGGCAAGUUGAGUUCCACUGAAGGCUAUUGCCUAGGCGGAGUGCUUGAUGAGACGGAAAGAAAGACGAUAGUACAAAUAGAUCCGUGUCUCGAUGACAAAUCUCAAUAUUGGCGGCGGCAAAGCACACAACUGGUACAUGAGCAAACACAACUUUGCUUGGAUAAUACGAUCCAGAAUCAAUUAGAGUUAAGCAUUUGCCGGCAACGGCCAAUCCCUGCCUCUCAAUCAUUUCAAUUUGCAUUGGAAAUGGAGAGACAAACAUAAUCAAGCAAAUGAUAA